AUGGAUAUUGUCGAUCGGGACAUGCAGCGGGCUGAGGUCCAGGCCACGCGCCAAUGGUCUCAUGAAAGUAAAGAGCGUCGGUCAUUGCGCAGCCAGAGAUCUCAACAAUCUGUCAUUUCCAGUUCGUCGGGCUCCAGCACAUCUUCCGCUCCUGAUAUGGGCAGAAUAGCCACCGCUGGAGCCUCAAGCGCGAAUGUUCCUUCGACAAGGGCCGUUAGGACGAGGACCCAUCCCAUCGAAGACCUUAGGACGGAAACACAUCGUUUGCAACAAAUCCAGACCGUGGGGGCGAGUGUAAAGUCCAAGGCGGACACCAGACCUCUCCCCGAAUUUGGCGGUGGAAAACCAUAUCCUCCCGAUCUGCCAGCGCAGGAAGAGUACGUCGUGGAGUUCGAUGGCAAAGACGACCCUCUCCACCCUCAGAAUUGGCCCUUCCGGAGAAAAUUCUACAUGGGUGCAAUUCUGGCUUAUGUCUGCUUGUGCAGUACUUUUACUUCCUCUAUUUUCUCCGCGUCCACCUUCAGCGUGGCGGCUCAUUUCGGGGUCAGUCCCGAAGUAGCCACUCUUAGCACGUCCCUGUACGUCCUGGGGUACGCGUUUGGCCCGCUGAUAUGGGGACCUUUCUCAGAAUUGCAAGGUCGAAAACUCCCCAUCAUGGUCGCAAUGUUUGGUUUCUCGGUCUUUUGCUUCGGUUGCGCGACAGCGAAGGACCUACAGACGCUCAUGAUCACCCGAUUCUUUACCGGUUUCUUCGGCUCAUGUCCACUGGCUGUCGUUGCCGCCGUCUUCGCCGAUAUGUUUGACAACACGCAAAGAGGCACGGCGAUUGUCAUCUUCUCCUCCAUGGUUUUUAUGGGGCCAAUGUUGGGACCAUUCAUCGGAGGGUUUAUUAACAAGUCUCACCUCGGAUGGCGAUGGAACCUUUACAUUCCAGGCAUCAUGGGCUCAGCGGCUCUGUGUCUGGUCAUUUUAUUCAUCCAUGAAUCCUACGCACCCGUCGUCCUGGUGGGUAAAGCCUCGGAACUACGCCGCCGGACUAAGAAUUGGGGCAUCCAUGCGAAGCAAGAAGAAGUCGAGGUGGACUUCAAAGAACUCAUCACUAAGAAUUUUUCUCGUCCGAUUCGACUCUUGAUUUCCGAGCCCAUCAUUCUUGCCAUCACCUGCUACAUGUCUUUCAUCUAUGGCCUCCUGUACUGUUUCCUGACGGCCUAUCCUCUGGUCUUCCAAGGUGUCCACCAUAUCACUCCUGGUGUGGCGGGUUUACCCUUUUUUGGAAUGGUCUGUGGAAUCUUCAUUGUUGCAGGCUAUAUCAUUUGGGAUUCCAAGGCCUAUAACAGGAAGCUUGCAGCCAACGGAGGAAUCCCUGUUCCAGAGUGGCGGCUCCCACCGGUCAUGAUUGGGGGAGUGCUGUUCGCCGCUGGCCUUUUCUGGUUUGGCUGGACGGGCUACAAGGCAUCGAUCCCUUGGAUUGUUCCGACCCUGUCUGGUCUGUUUACCGGAUUUGGUCUGUUGGCUAUCUUCAUCUGCUGUUUCAACUACAUUAUUGACUCGUACCUUAUGUUUGCUGCUUCUGCCAUCGCGGCAAACACCUUCCUGCGGUCGUGUCUGGCCGCAGGAUUUCCUCUUUUCGCGCGCCAAAUGUUUGACAACCUCGGUAUUGAGUGGGCCGCCACGCUUCUGGGUUGUAUUGCUGCUAUUUGUGUCCCAAUCCCGGUGUGCUUCUACUUCUUUGGCAAGAAGCUCCGCCAAAGAUCAAAGUUUGCACCUACCAUGGCGAUUCGGAAGCCAGUGGACGAAGAGAGUGGCGGUGAAGAGGAGGAACAGGAAACCAAUAUGGCCGCUUUGCAUGCUACUCGCAGCCGUGCGCACCAUGAUUUGGAGGUGCGGUCGAGGAGAACGCGCACAAACGGUAGUGUGGCGACGACAACCACCAACGCUGGGGUGGAUCCAGAGAAGAGCGCAUAG
Fonsecaea multimorphosa CBS 102226 is the source of this 1965-nucleotide messenger RNA. RefSeq lists its product as uncharacterized. The transcript is spliced from 4 exons. Lineage: Eukaryota; Fungi; Ascomycota; Eurotiomycetes; Chaetothyriales; Herpotrichiellaceae. Gene Ontology annotation, molecular function: transmembrane transporter activity. Gene Ontology annotation, biological process: transmembrane transport. The record is from RefSeq and is a predicted model, not a curated record. Bases 1 to 1965 code for a protein of 654 amino acids.